AUGAACGCUGAGACGUGCGUUUCAUACUGCGAUAUGACAUCCAUGGAUUCAUAUUAUAGUCCGUCUGCACCGCAAGGUAGGGAUCACCAGGCAAACCCUUUUAGGACAUUCCAAGCGAGUGACACCAAAUACAGCCCCACUUUCCUGACCAACAAAGGUCAGGCUUAUGGGGAAAAGCCGCGGAGCCCGUUCCAGCAGGAAUGCCAGUCAUUGGAUGCCACUUCUGGGGAAGGCACCUUUAACAAAUACCACCUCUUCAUGCAGAGGUCCUCUUGCAAAACUCCCCCUGAAGGAAGCAAACUCCAUCAGGAAAGCGGACACAACGGAGCGCUCAUCUCCUGCUAUGCCAAAGACAGCACAGGGCUGACGGACUCCGAGUUGCCCCAGAACGCUGACCCCGCAGGGAUGGACGGCAGCUACCUCAGCGUGAAGGAGCCCGGGGUGAAGGGACCCCCCGAGCGGCCGGGCUCCGAGCUGGCCAGCCCCCUGGAUAAGGGCGAGGGCGAGAGCAACAAGGGCAAGAAGAGGCGCAACCGCACCACCUUCACCAGCUACCAGCUGGAGGAGCUGGAGAAGGUGUUCCAGAAGACGCACUACCCGGACGUCUACGCCCGCGAGCAGCUGGCCCUGCGCACUGACCUGACGGAGGCCCGCGUGCAGGUGUGGUUCCAGAACCGCCGGGCCAAGUGGAGGAAGAGGGAGAGAUUCGGUCAAAUGCAGCAGGUCCGGACGCACUUCUCCACGGCCUAUGAGCUGCCUCUCCUCACCCGGGCCGAGAACUACGCACAGAUCCAGAACCCCUCGUGGAUCGGGGGCAGCAGCGCCGCCUCUCCCGUCCCGGGUUGCGUGGUGCCCUGCGACACCGUCACCUCCUGCAUGUCCCCCCACCCGCACGGCGCCGGCGGGGUGUCUGACUUCCUUGGCGUGCCCAGCCCCGGGGGCCACAUGGGCCAGACGCACAUGGGAAGCCUGUUCGGUAGCCCCGGCAUGGGCGGCGGCAUCAACGGCUACGACCUCAACAUGGACCCCGACCGCAAGUCGUCCAGCAUCGCCGCCCUGCGCAUGAAGGCCAAGGAGCACAGCGCCGCUAUCUCCUGGGCCACAUGA
Molecule: messenger RNA, 1107 nt
Organism: Megalops cyprinoides (Indo-Pacific tarpon)
Lineage: Eukaryota; Metazoa; Chordata; Actinopteri; Elopiformes; Megalopidae
Gene: alx4a
Product: ALX homeobox 4a
Exons: 4
Coding region: 1-1107 (368 amino acids)
Biological process (GO): regulation of transcription by RNA polymerase II
Molecular function (GO): RNA polymerase II transcription regulatory region sequence-specific DNA binding; DNA-binding transcription activator activity, RNA polymerase II-specific
Source: RefSeq, a predicted model, not a curated record